Aspergillus wentii DTO 134E9 is the source of this 558-nucleotide messenger RNA. Its product is annotated as CDP-alcohol phosphatidyltransferase family protein. Lineage: Eukaryota; Fungi; Ascomycota; Eurotiomycetes; Eurotiales; Aspergillaceae. Gene Ontology annotation, molecular function: CDP-diacylglycerol-inositol 3-phosphatidyltransferase activity. Gene Ontology annotation, cellular component: membrane; Golgi apparatus. The record is from RefSeq and is a predicted model, not a curated record. Bases 41 to 472 code for a protein of 143 amino acids. The transcript has 4 exons. Gene Ontology annotation, biological process: phosphatidylinositol biosynthetic process.
CUCACUACUACCUACAGUAUAGCCAAUAUCCCUUGAUAGAAUGCCUCAAGAUGAAGAAACAGAAAACAUCUUUCUCUUCAUUCCCAAUCUAAUAGGAUACGCCCGCAUACUCUUCGUGAUCGCCUCACUAUGGUACAUGCCCCUCCAUCCCUUCACCUGCUGCACUCUGUACAGUAUAUCCUGUCUACUCGACGCGUUCGACGGCGCCGCAGCAAGAAGAUUCAACCAGACAACCCGAUUCGGGGCUAUUCUUGACAUGGUCAUCGACCGCUGCACGACAGCCUGUCUCUGUGUCUUUCUGGCCGGUGCAUUUCCCAAAUGGGGGAUUGUGUUUCAGGGCUUGAUCAGUUUGGACAUGGCGAGCCAUUACGCGCAUAUGUUUGCGACGGCGAUGGGUGGGCAGAGUCAUAAGGAGAUUGAUGAGAGACUGUGGGUUUUGAGGGUGUAUUAUUCGAAUACAUUUGUUUUCUGAAUGAGAUGUUUCUUAUUGCGCUUUAUCUGCUGUCUUUUGCAGAUACGGAGACUAUCAUUAUAUUACCUCUCGCUAUUUCUAGUGUC